Messenger RNA from Lagopus muta (rock ptarmigan), 3706 nucleotides. It is a transcript of the gene MTSS2, whose product is annotated as MTSS I-BAR domain containing 2. Gene Ontology annotation, biological process: cell projection assembly; plasma membrane organization. Gene Ontology annotation, molecular function: actin binding; phospholipid binding. The record is from RefSeq and is a predicted model, not a curated record. The transcript has 14 exons. Gene Ontology annotation, cellular component: actin cytoskeleton; cytoplasmic side of plasma membrane. NCBI's taxonomy places the organism in Eukaryota, Metazoa, Chordata, Aves, Galliformes, Phasianidae. The coding region runs from base 235 to 2448 and encodes 737 amino acids.
UCUCCGCCCCGCUCCGCCGCCGCCCCGGGCUCCGAGCUCCGCUCUCCGUUCUCCCAUCCGUUCCUCUCCGUUCCUCCGCCGUCGGGGCCCGCUGAGCCCGGCGGGUGCCCUCGGAGGCGAUGCCUUUCCCGGCCCCUCCGCGCCGCCCCGACCCCCCCGCCGCCCCCCGCCGCUGAGCCUGGCCCCGACGAGGCCUCCCCCGGCGGCGCCGCCCGCCCCGGGGCUGCCGCAGCGAUGGAGACGGCGGAGAAGGAGUGCGGAGCCCUCGGUGGGCUCUUCCAGGCCAUCAUUAACGACAUGAAGAGCUCCUACCCCAUCUGGGAGGACUUCAACUCCAAGGCCACCAAGCUGCACUCCCAGCUCAGGACCACAGUGCUGGCUGCGGUCGCCUUCCUGGAUGCCUUCCAGAAAGUGGCUGACAUGGCCACCAACACUCGAGGGGCCACGAGGGACAUCGGCUCCGCACUGACCCGUAUGUGCAUGCGGCACCGCAGCAUCGAGGCCAAGCUCCGGCAGUUCACCAAUGCCCUGAUGGAGAGCCUGAUCAACCCUUUGCAGGACAGAAUUGAGGACUGGAAGAAAACUGCCAACCAGUUGGACAAGGACCACGCAAAAGAGUACAAGCGAGCCCGCCACGAGAUCAAGAAGAAAUCCUCUGACACACUCAAGCUGCAGAAGAAGGCUCGUAAGGGUCAGCUGGGGAAAGGGGACCUGCAGCCCCAGCUGGACAACGCGCUGCAGGACGUCAAUGAUAUGUACCUGCUGCUGGAGGAGACGGAGAAGCAGGCGGUGCGCAAGGCGCUCAUCGAGGAGCGGGGCCGCUUCUGCACCUUCAUCACCUUCCUGCAGCCCGUGGUGAACGGGGAGCUCACCAUGCUGGGGGAGAUCACCCACUUGCAGGGCAUCAUCGACGACCUGGUGGUGCUCACCGCCGAGCCCCACAAGCUGCCCCCUGCCAGCGAGCAGGUGAUCAAGGACCUGAAGGGCUCCGACUACAGUUGGUCCUACCAGACCCCUCCAUCGUCGCCCAGCAGCUCCAGCUCCCGCAAAUCGAGCAUGUGCAGCAGUGUCAGCAGUGCCAAGGGUGGCCUCCCGUGGCCCGGGGGGGCUCAGACCUGCUCACCCAGCUCCACCUAUCGCUACCGCAGCCUGGCCCAGCCGGCCAGCGCCAGCACGCGCCUCUCCAGCGUUUCCUCGCACGACUCCGGCUUCAUCUCCCAGGAUGCUGCCUACUCCAAACCGCCCUCCCCGAUGCCCUCAGACAUCACCAGCCAGAAGUCCUCCAGCUCAGCGUCCUCAGAGGCCUCAGAGACGUGCCAGUCGGUCAGCGAGUGCAGCUCCCCCACCUCGGAUUGGUCCAAGGCCAGCCCCUAUGACCAGCCCAUGGUCAGCACCCUACAGCGGCGAAAGGACCGCGUGGAGCACCUGCGGGAAGCUGAGAUGGGCUCAGCCAGCAGCGCGUACCCGGCCAUGGGCAGCGAGGAUGCUCCCAGGCCCCGAAUGUCACCGGCCACCAUUGCAGCCAAGCAUGGCGAGGAGGUGUCCCCCGCUGCCAGCGACCUGGCCAUGGUGCUCACACGGGGGCUGAGCCUGGAGCACCAGAAGAGCAGCCGGGACUCGCUGCAGUACUCCAGUGGCUACAGCACGCAGACCACCACUCCAUCUUGCUCUGAGGACACCAUCCCUUCCCAAGGUUCUGACUACGACUGCUACUCGGUGAACGGCGACGUGGAGUGCGACCCUCAGAGCGACUUCGACAAAUCCUCAACCAUCCCUCGCAACAGCAACAUCGCCCAGAACUACCGCCGUAUGAUCCAGACCAAGCGGCCCGCCUCCACCGCCGGGCUGCCCAGCGGCACCAACCUGCCGGCCGGCAGCACCCCUGGGGUGGCCACCAUCCGCCGCACGCCCUCCACCAAACCCUCGGUCCGCCGCACCCUGUCCAACGCUGGCCCCAUCCCCAUCCGCCCACCCAUCGUCCCCGUCAAGACCCCAACGGUGCCCGAUUCACCCGUCUACGCCGGCCCAGCGCGGGUGGGCAGCGAGGAGUGCGUGUUUUACGCUGAGGAUGCCUCACCCAACCCAAUGGAUUUUGCCAAAGCGUCGCCCAAACGCUUGAGCCUCCCCAACGCUGCCUGGGGCGGCGGCGUGGCCGAGAUCUCGGUGUACUCCGGGGCGGCGCAUCCAAUGGCCACCGACGAAGAGGAGGACCAGCAGUUGGCCGCCAACCGGCACAGCUUGGUGGAGAAGAUCGGCGAGCUGGUGGCUGGUGCCCACGCUCUGGGAGAAGGCCAAUUCCCCUUUCCCACCGCGCUGGAGGAGACCCCCGCGCCGCCCCCCGCGCCCGCCAUGGACCCCCCGGCCGAAGACAUGCUGGUGGCCAUCCGGCGCGGCGUGCGCCUGCGCAGGACCGUCACCAACGACAGGUCGGCGCCGCGGAUAUCGUGAUGACGCCCGCGGGGACAUGGGGACGACGGACGACGGGGCGGGCGAUGCCGGGACCCCGGGGUGCAGGGGACCCCUGGCUGCAGCGGGCACAGCCCCAAGCGUCCUCACACUCGUGAUCACUUCCUGUUGUUCUUUCUCCUCCUCUUUUGCUCCCCUUCCUCCCUUUUUUGAUUUCUUCUGUUCAUUCAGUUGUGCACUCUUUUCUCGCGCUCGUUACCUGUGCUCUCUCCAUUCUCUUCUGGCUCUUUUCUCUCCAUCUCUCCCUCUCCUCUGUCUCAAGGUUCUCUGCUCUAUCCGUCCUUGAGCCCUCUCUCACCCCCUACGUCAUCUCCCUCACCUUAUUUUACUCUUUCCUUCUUGCUCUCUUUCUCUCCUUCCUCUUUCCCUUCUCCUCUCCUCUUCUCCUUUUCCUCUUCUCCUUAUCUUCUCCUCUUCUUCUCCUCUUCUUCUCCUUCUCUUCUCCUUCUCUUCUCCUUCUCUUCUCCUUCUCUUCUCCUUCUCUUCUCCUUCUCUUCUCCUUCUCUUCUCCUUCUCUUCUUCCCUUUUCCCUCUUUCUCAUUUUCACUUUUUCUCCAUUUCUUUCUCCUUUUCCUUUUCUCUGUUUUCUUUUUCUCAUUUCUUUCUCCAUUUCUUUUCCUUCCUUCCUUCCUUCCUUCCUUCCUUCCUUCCUUCCUUCCUUCCUUCCUUCCUUCCUUCCUUCCUUCCUUCCUUCCUUCCCUCCUUCUCAUUUUCACUCCUUUUCUCCAAUUCUUUCUCCCUUUCUCUUUUUUCUCCUUUUUUCUUUCUCUUUUUCCGCUUUCUCAUUUUUUCUCUUUCCGUCCUCAAUUUUUCUUCCUUCUCUUUUUCUUUCUCCCUUUUCCUCUUUUUUCCCCCCAUUUCUUCCCCUAUUUCCCUCUCCUUUCCCCCUCCUGCUUUCUCUUCCUCUCCCUUCCUUCUCCCCCCAUCCCAUUUCCCUUUCCCCCCCCCAGCACAGCACCCCGUCCAUCCCCACUGUGGCCGGGACCGGGGCAGGAGCAGCGCCAGGAGCGGGGUGUCCCCGCCGUCCCCAUGUCCCCAUCCUGCACACCUCAUUUUGGGGCCGGGGCAGCGGGGGGAGCACAGCCCAUCCUGUCCCCCCCCCCAUUGUACAUAGCUCACCUGUGUGUCGCAUCGCCCGUCCCCGCCAUAGGAAUAACGUAGUCCUCCCCGGCCCCUUAUUGUGACCAGAGAUACUGAUGAUGACAAGUGACAAAUGUUUGGGGUUGGGGGGGGGGUGGGG